UAAAUACGUACUUAAAGAUACCAAAAUUGCUUGUGAGUAGCAGAAAUAAUAUACAGACUAUGGAAGCACUCUUGGAUAUGGGAGACCCCUAUAUGUGUAUCAUUGGCUUACCGGCUGAUCUUCACCGCCACUGGACAUCUAUUGGAAAUUUUCUGAGUCAGGAAGAGAACGGUGAGCCCCAGAAUGAGCCUAACUUAGAGGGAGUGACAAUGCAGCCCGAAGAAGACAUUAUAGACUUGGAAGUGGUGCCCUUGACACAAAUUGAUCCCGAAGAACCGAGCUUUGACCUUUCCGCUGCCGGCGAUGGACCCCAUAUCAUUCCCCAGACCGCCGAGAUUGGGAACCCGGCUUUAAUCAUCUUUCGGCCGAGAAGAGGGUCAGUACUCCGAGUCCCGUGGUUCAGCUUAGAGCGCCUGAUGCCGGUGAUCAUUACGGUCUCUAGUGUUCUUUUCAAAAAGAUACUGGACCUAUUUGGCAUUGAUAUAAGUCAAGUCUUUGCCCUCGGCCUGUCUUACAAUGCCCACAUCAUAAUAUUUCAGUGCGUGAUUAGCUUUGCCUCCUACUGGAUAAAGGAUUUUUUCAGUGCCCAAAAUAGUUUAUAA
Messenger RNA from Drosophila takahashii, 602 nucleotides. RefSeq lists its product as uncharacterized. The record is from RefSeq and is a predicted model, not a curated record. NCBI's taxonomy places the organism in Eukaryota, Metazoa, Arthropoda, Insecta, Diptera, Drosophilidae.